Messenger RNA from Prunus avium (sweet cherry), 1187 nucleotides. NCBI's taxonomy places the organism in Eukaryota, Viridiplantae, Streptophyta, Magnoliopsida, Rosales, Rosaceae. The record is from RefSeq and is a predicted model, not a curated record.
AAACAUAAACACGAAAGCAUCUAGCAGUCUUCAACAUUAUAUGAGCAAUAUGGCACUCCCAAAGCUUAAGCUCAUCUUCACCCUUUUCUUCCUUCAAGCCUUCCUCACAUCCCCCACAUCAAUCCAAGCAGCCCCAGCAAACUCAGAUAUCUUCAGAGAAUACAUAGGAGCUGAAUUCAACAAUGUCAAGUUUUCUGAUGUCCCCAUUAACCCAAAUGUUGAAUUCCACUUCAUUCUCUCAUUUGCCAUAGAUUAUGACCCCUCAGGCUCCUCUCCUACCAAUGGAAAAUUCAAUGUCUUCUGGGACUCUGAUAAUCUUAGCCCUUCCCAAGUUUCCUCCAUCAAAAGCCAGCAUUCAAAUGUCAAAGUGGCCUUGAGCCUAGGAGGAGACAGUGUGAAUAGUGGCUCUGCUUACUUCAAGCCUUCCUCAAUUGACUCAUGGGUUUCCAAUGCUGUUUCUUCUCUCACAAGCAUCAUCCAGCAGUACAAUUUGGAUGGAAUUGACAUUGAUUACGAGCACUUCAGCGCAGAUCCCGAUACCUUUUCAGAGUGCAUUGGGAGGCUUAUAACAACCCUCAAGAACAAUGGAGUGAUCUCAUUUGCUUCCAUUGCUCCCUUUGAUGAUGACCAAGUUCAGAGCCACUACUUGGCCUUGUGGAAGAGCUAUGGCCACUUGAUAGACUAUGUGAAUUUCCAGUUUUAUGCAUACGAUCAGGGAACCACAGUGUCUCAGUUCAUCAAUUACUUCAAGACACAAAGCUCCAAUUACAAUGGUGGGAAGGUCUUGGCAAGCUUUAGCACUGAUGGGAGUGGUGGACUGUCCCCUGAGAAUGGUUUUUUCACUGCCUGUCACAGGCUCAAGAGUGAGCAACAACUUCAUGGUAUCUUUGUUUGGUCUGCAGAUGAUUCCAAGAAAAUCGGUUUCCGCUAUGAAAAGCAAUCACAGGCUCUCUUAGCAACCCCCCGCUAGUACUAUAUUAUCUUAUAUAUUUAGCUUCUAUAUGAAUAUGAUUAAGAAGUAGGCUCUGGAAUUGGAUUCCUGGGUAUUGUAAUGCUUGUUGUACUUCUAUGUACCUGGAGUUAUAUACAUAUUUCAGAUUGUGUUGUUUGAGUAUAUUUUCUUGUUUCACAUGCUAGCUACUCUAGCACUGGCCUCUAUACAUAAUUCAACUUUCUUCUUUCAUAUA